AUCAGGUAGUCACGUGACACGACGCCCUAAGAAUUUAGGGUGUUCAGUUGUGAGUUUCACUACCAUACACGUUUGGUACAGUUCAAAGUAACAAGUAUUCGAUUGAGUUGGUUGGUCUGAUUAGACUGAGGAGAUACAUGGUUUCAGACUGUAGCCAGAAUCUGUGGUGCUUAUAUUCCCUCAACAGUAUCUACAGAUGCAAGACAGGGAAAUUAGAUUCUGCAGAAGGUCACCUUGCAGCCUUGUUGGAAUCUAUGUAGAAGCGAUCUGCUGUAAUAUCACCAUAAUGAUCCACUAAGAUGAGUGAACAAAAAGAACGCUCGGCUUUCCAGUCAUUUCUUGCCGCCUUUGACAUGAAGCAUGCUUCCCAGAAUGCCCAGCCCUCAGUUGGGUUGAUUUGUAAAGAUGGCGUUAACGUGAAAGAUCCAGUAUCUGGUGCAACUGCUAGUACUACAGCAUCACCCGAUAUACCAGGUGCCAAUGAAUGUGGAUCCACAUUAGUUCCUACAUCUCUAAUGAAAAGAGCAGUAAAGCGUAGACAUAGCUUAGAUGUUCAUCCACAUACAUCUGCUAGCCACCAGUAUGAAAGAAAGACAGCAAGUGUGGGCCCUGUUGUAGCUGUUGACAUAGCAAAAGUGAGAAAAUUAUUCUGUCAUGACACAUCCUCAUUAAAGGGUCAAACUAGAGGCACAAAGAUGAACAGUUUUGCGUCUUUUAUAAAGAAGACCAUUAAUAAAGUGGAUGCUGACAUUGAAAGUACAGACACUGAAAAUGCUGUCGCUUUGGAAGAUAAGAAUGAACUUGCCAAUGAUGAGGCUUCUGUUGACCCUGCCCAUAGAAUAAAUGGUAGUAUUGUAUCCAAUGUGGAUGACAGUGGUGACACUAAUAAACAUGUGAAUACAGUGAAUGAUGACUUUGGUAAACCUAUGCAGACUGAUUUAAACAAUGUUAAAUCCACUGAAAGCACAAGUCAUAAGACCAAAAAUGAUAUGGGAACAAACAAUGAAGUCAAAGAACAUACAAGCACCAUAUCUACUAAUAUGAAAGAAUCGGCAAAAAGUAUUGAUACUGAUCUUGAAAUAACCAGAAGUGAAGGUGCGGAACAGACAGUUGCCAUAUCUUCUGAUACAAACACUACAACUUCAACUGACCAUAGUGCAGAUAAUACUACUGAUAACAUUAAUAAUCAAAGUGAUGAACCAACAGAUAAACUGAGCACUGCCAGUGACAAUGCUCAAACAGGAGGUAGCUCUCCCAACACCCCUACUGACAAAAAUAACACAGAAGGUAAUAAACCAAGAGAUAAACUAGUUACAGUCAGUGUUAGUCCCAGUAUGGCUGAAAGGGUACCUAGUGUAACUAGCAUAUGUAGUGGUUCUAGCUCAUCGCUUGCACCAGAUGAAUCAGACUCUCUCACCAAGCCAAAGGAAAAAACACAACCAAAGAGAAAACCAAGUUUCAAGGCAACAGAAGCUGAAAAUAACACAAAAGACAAUGAUUCAGUUAGUAUAAAAGACACAUGGGACAUAUUUGAUAAUAUUGGCCGAAUUAAAUCUGAGCCAAUAGAUACAGGGUAUGAAAAUCAUGAUAAUUAUGUAAAGCAGCUUAUUCAUUCUAAGUCAAACUCAACUAGUAGUUCUCCAAUUAUACUAAACACCCCUCAAGCUCCCACCCAAGUUGUACAAGGUCAUCCAUCUGUUUUAAAUAUUCCUCAAUCUCACCAUCGGCCUCUAGCCAGUAAGCAAAGACCCCAAUGUCCUCCGAGACCCAGACUCUCCAAUACUAGGCAACCUGGUAAUUCUCUAUUACAGAGCAACUUCAUGCAGACCAGAUAUUCUGGACCACAGAGAUUUCACAUGUCACGCUUCCCUGUAAUGAAAAAUGUAAACCCCACACAACGUCCAGUCAUUGUUAAUCGUGCAUUGUAUACACAAAAUGUCCCACCUAGGCCUCCUAGUAAUGCACAGCCUCAUAGCAGAAUUCUAUUCCCCUUUGAGAAAUCCUGCUUUAUGAAUAACAAGGACAUCUAUGAGUUUAUGAAGGAGUUAGGCAUGUCUGAAUCUUUCUCUGAAUGUGUAUACAAUAAACCCCCAGAAAAGUACAACAUCAUGAUGCCCCCUGGUGGAUAUAAAUGUCAAGGCUGCCAAGAUAUCUUUGUUUUCCAGUCAAGUCUCUUUCAACACAUCCAGCGCAAGAGUCUUCAGAUCUCCUUCAAUUGCCCCCAUUGUCCCCCUCAGGCCAAAACUGGUAAAACCAAGGCAUUUGUGUUUUACAACAAGUGCAUGUUUCUCGCACAUCUGAAAAGUCACUUCAAUGGGACUAUUCCAAUGACACUGAUGGCAGUGUCCCAUCACCAAUGUAAGGAGGUCUUGAGGAAUGCAAUCAUCAACCCCCUCAGUAAGCAACUCCUACCAAAGUCUCAACAAACACUUGAUGAAAUAGCUGCACACAAUGCUGUAAAACCAAAAUUGAUUGAAGAUAAGACUGACUCGAGCCCAGAACAAGCUGAGAAAGGAGCCACUGAUAAGGUUAAGAACAUACAGAAGUUGCCUAUGCUUGAACCUCGACGAACAUCUACAGAAAUCCAGAUUCAAACUAUUGAGAAAGAACAGGUUAAAGAAGACUCUAAAGAUGAUGACAUCACUGUUGAUGAUGCUACAGAUGAUAAGUCUGAGAUUAAAUGUGGAAUCUGCAAGCAUCCAUGUAAUUCCAGUGAGGAACUAGCCAAACACAUGGGGUCUGAAAUAUCAGGGAAGAUCAACUUCGAUCUUCAGUGUUCAACAUGUGCACGAUUCAUGCCCACUGAAUGUGCUCUCAAAGCCCAUAAACACUUUCACAAGCCUCUUCAUGAUAAGAUCCUUUACUGUCCCGAGUGUGGUAUAUCUGUUCCUACCCACACCAUGCAAAACCAUGCCACUUAUUCCUGCUUUCACUAUGCCAGGAGGUUCCAGUUCAUCUGUCCCUUUGAUGAUUGCAAACUGAAAUGCUUUGAUAUUCAACCCAUGAAGGGACAUCUCUUAAACAAGCAUGCAGAGUGCUACUACAAAUGCACUGGAUGCCCAAUGGCUUUCAAGACUGUAGCAAGCUUCACAGCACAUCAACAAACACACGAGGACAAAGAAAAAGCAUUCCUCAAGUAUAUCUUCAAAUGUCCAUUUUGUGAUACUGUAUUCCAUGACCAGAAACAACUGUUUGUACAUGUAUUGAAUGUAGCCCAUCGCAAGCAAGUAUUCCUCAUCACCAGUAUUAUGUUCCGCUGCCCAGACUGCACCAAAUGGUUCCCCCAGAAACAAGAUCUGCGUGACCACUAUCAAACGACCCAUAAAGGUGGAGGGGCUCAAUAUAUUUGCGACUGCAAAACACGCUUUACUACCGAAUCUGCAAUGAUUGCCCAUAAACUAAAAUGCACUUUCAUUCCAUUAUCAAAGAAAGAUCCCAAAAAUCUCAACACAGAUAUUUGCCCAUUUUGUGAGGAGAUCAUUGAUUUGACCAAGAUUACCCUUAAAGAACAUGCAACAGAGAAACAUCCCACUAUUAGCUGUAUUGUGUGCUCCUCUGAUUUCUAUAGUACUAAGAAUUUCUACUAUCACGUCAUAGGUCACCAACAGGAGGCCAAAUAUGUCUGUCUCAGCUGUAACAAAAACAUAUUUAAAACACAAGAGGGUCUGGCUACCCAUGUUGCAACAUGCUCAAAGAUAAAUAAUUUCCUUAAGAUGGCUACAAUGCUGAGACCAAACAAAGUUCCGAAGAAUCUACGUAUGGCUGAGAAGGCAAAAUCUAAACUGACCUUUGUAAACACCGAAACAUCUCCGAAAUCUCAACCUAUAUUUCCCCAACCUUCCCCAAGUAAAGAACCUGUUAAGGAGGAUGACAAGGAUGGAGAAUCUCGCUCACCAAUAAAAAUAGUUCUGAAAGUGCCACUCCCCAGACCUCCCAAGCAUAAGUGUGAAGAGUGUGAUACCCCAUUCAAGCGAAAGCGUGAUCUCCAGCGCCACAUGAAGCGUGAACAUGGUAUCGUGCAGCAGUUUUCCUGCCAUUUAUGUGGGAUGGUGUAUGAGAAGGAAUAUAGUCUUCAGCGGCAUAUACAAGUUGUGCACGAGGGUCGAAAAAAUUUCUAUGCAUGUUGGGUAUGCAGGGAAAAACUUGGAAAAAACUCAUCGUUUGAAACUCGUGCUCUGUUAGAAAAACAUUUGGUAAAAGAUCACAAGUUACAUCAGUCUCAAAUUGACUGGUCCCGCAUCCCCGAAGAUGCAAAAGAUGGAGAUACAUCACUCAAUACUGAAGAAGAUAAAGGUGAAAAACGUAAAGUUGAUGACACUGAAGAUAACCACCCAGAUAAGAGUGAAAGUCCAAGUAAAGAAGAGCCGAGCGUUAAAAGACUAAGAACGAUCAGUGACACAAGAUACAGCUGUUGUAAGUGUGACUUCACUGCUGAUAGUAAAGUGUCCUUCCAUGAACACAUCCCCAAACACAAAACUGAAGAUGAGUCAAUACAAUGCCUGGAGUGUGGCAUGUGUUUCGUUAUAGAACCCUCCCUGAAGAGACAUCUAUUCAUUGUACACAAAGUACGGGAUUUCCAAGGAUAUUAUAAAGAAUCUGGAAUGAACUUAGAUGAAGAGAAAGAAAUUGUUGCCAAUGGAGAUAUAUACAAUGAUAUAUACAAAACAAUGAAUGCACCAGUUGUGAAAAAGCGUAAACAAGAAAAGACAGACAAAACAGAGACAGAGCAAAAAGACCCAAAUAUACUUGAAUGUACUGUAUGCUAUCGUGAAUAUGAAACUGAGACAGCCUUGAAGAAUCACAUGCGGAGUCAUGGAAUGGCAUUUAUUAGAUCAAAGAGGAGUAUUGCAAGUGAUAUAAAUAAGAAGGAGAAAGAAGAAGAGAAUAAGAGGCAGUUGGAAGCUAAAGAGGCUGCUAUGUUAGCCGCUAUUGACCUAGUUGUAGGAAAUGGUAAGACGCCAACUGAAAUGGCUCCAAAAAUUCCAAAAACAGAUUCUCCCCCUUUAACAGAAAUAACCCCAAUCCCAUCAACGUCUACAGAUUGUCUUGUGUCAUCUAAAGAAUCAGCAACCACAGUUGUGGCAUCACCAACAAUUUCUGAGAAAUCUCCUAUAAUUUCAGAGGAAACUCCAACAAUAUCUUAGAAAUGCUCAACAAAGUUAUAGGAAUACCCAUCCAUAACUAGGGAAUCCCCAAGAUCCCAAGUAAUCCUCUUUGCCUUAUACAGUAAUACCUGUCUAAGUGAAACACCUUUGGAACCUGUAAAAUUUGGGAGAUGUUCCACUUAAAGGGGUUCAUUUAACAUUAAGUUAGUUGGUCUCGGGACUCUGAAAAGUAUUCCUCUAACAGAGAUGUUCCACU
This is a messenger RNA of Owenia fusiformis, 5361 nucleotides long. NCBI's taxonomy places the organism in Eukaryota, Metazoa, Annelida, Polychaeta, Sabellida, Oweniidae. The record is from the annotation of a GenBank genome assembly.